Molecule: messenger RNA, 273 nt
Organism: Entamoeba invadens IP1
Lineage: Eukaryota; Evosea; Mastigamoebida; Endamoebidae
Exons: 2
Coding region: 1-273 (90 amino acids)
Source: RefSeq, a predicted model, not a curated record
AUGGGCGAAGCAACAACGGUGUACUCUGACAAACGCGAAACUUACUCGGGUAUAAAAAACACAUACCUUACAAAACUCAAUAUCAAUCUUAAAGCAAGAAACGAAGACGAUGAGUACCUCCAAAUUGAUUAUGAAAUUGAAAAACCGCGUUCUAUUUCAAAACCUCUAAAAAUCAAAAAAGAUAAGAGUUCUAUCGGUGACGAUGUACUCAAAUUUAUGCUUAAGCGCAGCACGAGCGACGAAGUUGCCGCGUGCUCUCCGCCUGACAAUUAA